This is a messenger RNA of Alligator mississippiensis (American alligator), 8632 nucleotides long. RefSeq names its product spectrin beta, non-erythrocytic 2 (gene SPTBN2). Gene Ontology annotation, biological process: actin cytoskeleton organization. Gene Ontology annotation, molecular function: phospholipid binding; structural constituent of cytoskeleton; actin filament binding. The transcript has 35 exons. The coding region runs from base 259 to 7740 and encodes 2493 amino acids. The record is from RefSeq and is a predicted model, not a curated record. Lineage: Eukaryota; Metazoa; Chordata; Crocodylia; Alligatoridae. Gene Ontology annotation, cellular component: cortical actin cytoskeleton; spectrin; cell junction.
GGCUGGGAGCCCAGGCAGCCGUGCCGCGCUCUCAUGCCCUCCGUUGUGUGACCCUGACCACAUCCCAGCUCAGGUGCAUGCAUGCAUGCACACGCACCCCCCCAAGGCAUCCGGGGUGCACGCGUGCGCACGCGCGUGCACACCACACACACACACACACACACACACACUCCAGGCUUCUAGGGAACACUUACAGACACACACACAACUAGGCAUCUGACACACACACACACAAUUAGGCGUCCGGGACACGCACAGAUGCACAGACAUAUAGACAAACAGAGCCCAGGCAUCCGGGACACACUCGCAGACACGCAGACGUGCACAGACACAGAGGCAAACACACAAACACGCUCAGGACACAGGCGUCCGGGACACGCACACAAGCCGCAGGUGGCUGCAACACAGGCACACACAGGACUCAGGCGUCCGGGACACACACACACUCACUCACAUGCACCCCCCCCUUGCACAACAGAGCAGCCCAACCUGUUUUUACGUAAAUGCCCCGCGCCGCCCUGCCCCCCCCGCCCCUCCCUGCCAGCUGGGAGGAGGCCGAGGCUCCGGCUCCUGGCUCCUGGCUCCAGCCCUGCACACGCCUGCCUCGCUGCCCGCACCCGGCUGUGUGCCCCGGCCCCCCCCGGCACCCCCAUGAUGUUCCAGGGGCCCAUGGAGGCGCCCCCCUCACCCCUGCUGUCCCCUGCCGCCUUUGUCAACGCGGCCCAGUACGCCAACGUCCUGGAGGGCCGCUUCAAGCAGCUGCAAGACGAGCGUGAGGCCGUGCAGAAGAAAACCUUCACCAAGUGGGUGAACUCGCACCUGGCGCGCGUGACCUGCCGCAUCGGGGACCUGUACAGCGACCUGCGCGAUGGCCGCAUGCUCAUCCGUCUGCUGGAGGUGCUCUCGGGAGAGCAGCUGCCCAAGCCCACCAAGGGCCGGAUGCGCAUCCACUGCCUGGAGAACGUGGACAAGGCGCUGCAGUUCCUCAAGGAGCAGAAGGUGCAUCUGGAGAACAUGGGCUCCCACGACAUCGUGGACGGCAACCACCGCCUCACGCUCGGCCUCAUUUGGACCAUCAUCCUCCGCUUCCAGAUCCAAGACAUCAGCGUGGAGACGGAGGACAACAAGGAGAAGAAGUCAGCCAAGGAUGCCCUGCUGCUGUGGUGCCAGAUGAAGACGGCGGGGUACCAGAACGUCAAUGUGCACAACUUCACCACCAGCUGGAGGGACGGGCUGGCCUUCAAUGCCAUCAUCCACAAGCACAGGCCGGACCUCAUCGACAUCGAGACGCUGCGCAAGUGCAACGCGCAUUACAACCUGCAGAAUGCCUUCAACGUGGCUGAGCGCGAGCUGGGGCUCACCAAGCUGCUGGACCCUGAAGAUGUCAACGUGGACCAGCCGGAUGAGAAGUCCAUCAUCACCUACGUGGCCACCUACUACCACUACUUCUCCAAGAUGAAGGCCUUGGCUGUGGAGGGCAAGCGCAUCGGGAAGGUGCUGGACUCGGCCAUCGAGGCCGACAAGCUGAUCGAGAAGUACGAGACGCUGGCGUCCGACCUGCUGCAGUGGAUCGAGCAGACCAUCCUGACGCUGAACGACCGGCAGCUGGCCAACUCCCUGGCCGGCGUCCAGAACCAGCUGCAGGCCUUCAACACCUACCGCACCGUUGAGAAGCCCCCCAAGUUCACGGAGAAGGGGAACCUGGAGGUGCUGCUUUUCACCAUCCAGAGCAAGAUGCGAGCCAACAACCAGAAGGCCUACACGCCGCGGGAGGGCAAGCUCAUCUCCGACAUCAACAAGGCCUGGGAGCGCUUGGAGAAGGCAGAGCACGAGCGGGAGCUGGCUCUGCGGAACGAGCUGAUCCGGCAGGAGAAGCUGGAGCAGCUGGCGGCGCGGUUCGACCGCAAGGCGGCCAUGCGCGAGACCUGGCUGAGCGAGAACCAGCGCCUUGUGUCCCAGGACAACUUUGGGCAGGACAUCUCGGCGGUGGAGGCAGCCGUGCGGAAGCAUGAGGCCAUCGAGACGGAUAUUGUGGCCUACAGCGAGCGGGUACAGGCCGUCAGUGCCGUGGCGGCCGAGCUGGAGGCUGAGGGUUACCAUGACCUCAAGCGCGUGCUGGCCCGGCGUGACAACGUGGCCCGGCUGUGGGACUACCUGCGCGAGCUGGUGGCCGCCCGGCGCGAGCGCCUGCUGCUCACCCUCGACCUCCAGAAGAUGCUGCAGGACCUUGCCUACCUCAUGGACUGGAUGGAGGAGAUGAAGGGCCGGCUGCAGUCGCAGGACUUCGGGAAACACCUGCACGGCGUGGACGACCUGCUGCAGAUCCAUGCGCUGGUGGAGGCUGACAUCGCUGUGCAGGCCGAGCGUGUGCGGGCCAUCAGCGCUGCCGCCCAGCGCUUCGCCACCCCCGGGGAAGGCUACAAGCCAUGUGAACCACAGCUGGUGCAGGAGAGGGUGUCCACGCUGGAGCGGGGCUACGAGGAGCUGGUGCGGCUGGCAGGGGCGCGGCGGGCCAAGCUGGAGGAGUCGCGGCGCCUCUGGAAGUUCUUCUGGGACAUGGGGGAGGAGGAGGCCUGGAUGCGGGAGCAGGCGCAGCUGCUGGCCGCGCCGGACGCCGCCCGGGACCUGACGGGUGCCCUGCGCCUCAUCAGCAAGCACCACGCCUUCCGGGACGAGAUGAGCGGGCGCCACGGGCCCCUGCAGCAGGCCCUGGCCCAGGGCCACGAGCUGGUGCGCGAGGGCCACUUUGGAGCCCACGAGGUAGCCGAGCGGCUCCGGGAGAUCGAGGAGCAGUGGCAGCAGCUGGAGGCGCUGGCGGGCGAGCGGGGCCAGCGCCUGGCCGAAGCCGCUAGCCUGCACCAGUUCCAAGCAGAUGCCGCCGACCUGGAGGCCUGGAUGGUGGAUGCCCGGCGCCUCGUCUCCAGCCCAGACGUCGGCCACGACCUCUUCUCCACCCAGAGCCUGGCCAAGAAGCACAAGGACGUGCAGGAGGAGAUCCAGAACCACGGCCCUGCCAUCGCCGCGCUGCGCGAGCAGGCCCAGGCGCUGCCGCCCGCCCUGGCCCAGGCGCCCGAGGUGGCGGGGAGGCUGCCGGGCCUGGAGGAGCGGUACCAGGAGCUGGCCAGGCUGGCCGAGCAGCGCUGGCAGGACCUGCAGGAUGCCCUGCGGCUCUACCAGAUGUUCAGCGAAGCUGACGCCUGCGGCCUCUGGAUGGGCGAGAAGGAGCAGUGGCUCCACGGCAUGACCAUCCCUGAGAAGCUCGAGGACCUCGAGGUCGUGCAGCAGAGGUUCGAGACGCUGGAGCCGGAGGUGAACGCCCUGGGCACGCGGGUGGCCGCCGUCAACCAGGUGGCUGGGCAGCUGCUGAGCACGGACCACCGCCACCGCGACAGAGUCCAGGCCACGCAGAAGGAGCUCAAUGCCAGGUGGGAGCGCUUCCGGGCGCUGGCAGAGGAGAAGAAGGCGGCGCUGACAUCGGCGCUGACGCUGCAGAACUACCACCUGGAGUGCGACGAGAUGCAGGCCUGGAUGCGGGACAAGACCAAGUUGAUCGAGUCGACACAGGGGCUGGGCAACGACUUGGCAGGCGUCACAGCGCUGCAGCGCAAGCUGUCAGGCGUGGAGCGUGACCUGGCUGCCAUCGGUGCCAAGGUGCAGGGCCUGGGGGCCGAGGCCGAGGCGCUGGCCGGGCGCCACCCCGAGCAGGCAGGCGCAGUGCGGGCGCGCCUGGCCGAGGUGCAGGAGGGCUGGGCGGCGCUGCAGGACACGCUGCGGCGCCGCGAGGAGUCGCUGGGCGAGGCACGCCAGCUGCAGGGCUUCCUGCGCGACCUGGACGACUUCCAGGCCUGGCUGUCGCGGGCGCAGACGGCCGUGGCCUGCGAGGAUGAGCCGGCGGCGCCGGCUGAGGCGGAGCGGCUGCUGGCCCAGCACGGCGCUGUGCGGGAUGAGCUGGAGCGCUACCGGCCCGAUUGCCAGCGCCUGCGGGCCAUGGGCUGCCGCGUCACGCAGGGCCACAGCGACCCGCAGCACCUCUUCCUGCGCCAGCGCCUGCAGGCCCUCGACACUGGCUGGGACGAGCUGGGCCGCAUGUGGGAUGGGCGCCAGCACCACUUGGCCCGGGCCCACGCCUUCCAGCUCUUCUUGCGCGACGCCCGCCAGGUCCAGGGGCUGCUCAGCAACCAGGAGUACGUGCUGUCACACACGGAGAUGCCCAGCACUCUGCAGGGCGCCGAGGCCGCCAUCAAGAAGCAGGAGGAGUUCAUGGCCAGCAUGGAGGCCAGCGGGGAGCGCAUCCAGGGGCUGUUGGCUGCCGGGAGGAAGCUCCUGGCCGAGGACCCCAUCCACGCAGACAAGGUCCGGGAGAAGGUCGACUCCAUCGAGAGCAGGCACGAGCGGAACCGGGAAGCCGCCAGCGAGCUGCUGGGGCGGCUGCGGGACAACCGGGAGCUGCAGCACUUCCUCCAGGACUGCCAGGAGCUCACCCUGUGGAUCAACGAGAAGAUGCUGACGGCCCAGGACAUGUCAUACGACGAGGCCCGGAACCUGCACACCAAGUGGCAGAAGCACCAGGCCUUCACAGCCGAGCUGGCCUCCAACAAGGACUGGCUGGACAAGAUUGACACGGAAGGGCAGCAGCUGCGGGCGGAGAAGCCGGAGCUGGAGGCAGUGGUGACGGAGAAGCUGCGGGGGCUGCACGGGCUGUGGGACGAGCUGGAGUCCACCACGCGCACCAAAGCCCAGUGCCUGUUCGAUGCCAACCGGGCCGAGCUGUUUGCGCAGAGCUGCAGCGCGCUGGAGGCCUGGCUGGCCGGCGUGCGAGCUCAGCUGCAGUCCGACGACUACGGCAAGGACCUCACCAGCGUCAACAUCCUCCUCAAGAAGCAGCAGAUGCUGGAGAACCAAAUGGAUGUGCGGGAGAAAGAGGUGGAGGCCAUCCGGGCCCAGGCACAGGCCCUGAGCCAGGAGGACGCCAAUACGACCGAGGUGGACGGCACUUUCCGGGCAGUGGAGGAGAAGUUCCAGGGGCUGCGGGGGCCGCUGCAGGACCGCUGUGCCCGGCUCUUGGCCUCAAAAGAAGAGCACCAGCUCAACCGUGACCUAGAGGACGAGAUUCUGUGGGUGAAUGAGCGGAUGCCCCUGGCUGUUUCCACUGACCAUGGCAAGGACCUGCCCAGCGUCCAGCUGCUCAUCAAGAAGAACCAGACACUGCAGAAGGAGCUGCAGGGCCACGCGCCACGGGUGCAGGAGCUGCUGGGGCGGCGGGCAGGGCCGGCGGGGCGGCUGGCAGCCCUGCGCGAGGCCUGGGAGGAGCUGCAGGCACAGACCGAGCUGCGGCACCAGCGCCUCGAGCGGUCCCAGGCCGCCCAGCAGUUCUACUGUGAUGCCGCUGAGGCCGAGGCCUGGAUGGGCGAGCAGGAGCUGCACAUGAUGUCCCAGGAGAAGGCCAAGGAUGAGCUGAUCGCACAGGCCAUGCUGAAGAAGCACCUGGUGCUGGAGCAGGCGCUGGAGGACUACGCCCAGACCAUCCAUCAGCUCUCCGCCCAGAGCCGCGACAUGGUGGCCAGCGGGCAUCCCGAGAGUGAGCGGCUGCGGCUGCGGCAGGGCCAGGUGGACAAGCUCUACGCCAGCCUGAAGGACCUGGCGGGGGAGCGGCGGGGGCAGCUGCAGGAGCAGCAGCGUCUCUGUCAGCUCAAGCGGGACGUGGACGACCUGGAGCAGUGGAUCUCGGAGCGCGAGGUGGUGGCCGCCUCCCACGAGCUGGGCCAGGACUAUGAGCACGUCACCAUGCUGCGGGACAAGUUCCGGGAGUUCUCGCGGGACACGAGCGCCAUCGGGCAGGAGCGGGUGGACGGGGUGAACGCGCUGGCAGACGAGCUCAUCGCAGGCGGCCACUCGGACAGUGCCACGGUGGCGGAGUGGAAGGACGGGCUGAACGAGGCCUGGGCCGACCUGCUGGAGCUGAUGGACACGCGCAGCCAGAUGCUGGCGGCCUCCUACGAGCUGCACCGCUUCUAUCACGACGCGCGCCAGGCCCUGGCCCAGGUGCAGCACAAGCAGGCACAGCUGCCCGACGAGCUGGGCCGCGACCUCAACACGGCCGAGGCCAUGCAGCGCUCCCACAGUGCCUUCGAGCAUGACAUCCAGGCCCUCAGCGCGCAGGUGCAGCAGGUGCAGGAGGAUGCGGGCCGGCUGCAGAAGGCCUAUGCAGGCGAGAAGGCUGAGGACAUUGGGCGGCACGAGCAGGCGGUGAGCGAGGCCUGGGCCGCGCUGGGCACCCGCAGCCGCUGCCGCCGCCAGCUGCUGCUCGACACUGUCGACCGGUUCCGCUUCCUGCGCGCCGUGCGCGACCUGCUGCUCUGGAUGGAUGGCGUCCUGCUUCAGAUCGAGGGCCACGAGCGUCCGCGGGACGUGUCCUCGGCUGACCUGGUCAUCAAGAACCACCACGGGAUCAAGGCAGAGGUGGAAGCGCGGGCGGACAGCUUCACGGCCUGUGUGGCCACGGGCACUGCACUGCUGGAGAGGGGGCACUAUGCUGCCGAUGAGAUCUCAGAAAAGCUGUCGGAGCUGCAGGCGCGGCGCAAGGAGAUCGGGGAGCGGUGGCAGGACAAGAUGGACUGGCUGCAGAUCGUGAUGGAGGUGCUGAUGUUCGGGCGUGAUGCCAGCAUGGCGGAGGCAUGGCUGUCCAGCCAGGAGCCCAUCGUGCGCUCGGCCGAGCUGGGAGGCAGCGUGGCCGAAGUCGAGAACCUCAUCAAGCGGCACGAGGGCUUCCAGAAGUCGGUGGCAGCCUGGGAGGAGCGCUUCCUAGCACUGGAGCGCCUCACUGCGCUGGAGGAGAAGGAGCGGUGCCGGCGGGAGGAGGAGGAGGCCAGGAAGAGGCAGCCGCCGGAACCGGAGCCAGUGCCGGAGCCAGAGCCCACGGCCGCAGCACAGCCAGCCCCAGCCCUGGAUGGGCAGCAGGGGCCAGCCUCCAGCCAUGGUGCCAGGACCCCCACCAUGCAGAUCUGCCCCACGGAGCUGCCCGCCAUCAAUGGCAUCUGCCCCGACUCAGAGUCUUCCCAGGUCUUGGAGACAACAGAGGCAACGAAUGGGGCAGGGCCAGACCCGCUGGCUAAGGAUAAGGAGCAGAGCCCCACCCCCUCGCCCAAGCCCCGCCCCAAGGGCCCCAUCCUGAUUGCCGACCCCGCCCAUGCCGCCACCCUCCCACCCAGGGCACCUGAGCCCCCUGCCCAGGAGAGUAUGGAGGGGGCCCUGUGCCGCAAGCAGGAGAUGGAAGCCCAGGGCAAGAAGGCAGCCAACAGGUCAUGGCAGAACGUGUACUGUGUCCUGCGCAAGGGCAGCCUCGGCUUCUACAAGGACGCCAAGAAUGCGGGCCACGGCGUGCCCUACCACGGCGAGGCGCCUGUUGGCCUGCAGGGCGCCCAGUGCAGCGUGGCCCUUGACUACAAGAAGCGCAAGCAUGUCUUCAAGCUGGGGCUGAGCGACGGCAGAGAAUAUUUAUUCCAGGCUAAGGACGAGGCGGAGAUGAGCACCUGGAUGCGGGUGAUCAACACCUCGGCGGCUGGUGCCCCCGCUCCCCAGUGGGACACAGAGGAGCCGCCCGCGGGGCCGGGCCGGGGCAUGACGCGGGCCAUGAGUAUGCCACCCGUGCCGGCUGCCGAGGGCCCCGUCACCCUGCGCAGCAAGGAGGGCAAGGAGAGGGACCGCGAGAAACGCUUCAGCUUCUUCAAGAAGAACAAAUAGGGGCCCCGGGGGGCAGGGGGGCUGCUGCUGCCGGGACUGCACCGCCCGGCUAUUUAAUCCAUGGGACCGAUGGAGGGACACGGGUAGGGCCUGCGGGGCUCCAGGCUCAGGGUGUAGGGCAGUGCGGGGCGGCUGCCGGGGGCUUGCUGGGAAGGGGUAGGGGGCAAAAGCUUGCAGGGCACGAGGCACAAGGUCCUGGGGGGUUGGGGCUGCCGAGCUGGGACGCAGCAUGGCCGGGAGCACCGGGGACCUCUGGGAGAGCCACAAGGAGGGCUGGGAGGGGGUCUCUGCAGCCCCCCACCCCCUUUCCCAUCCCAGGGGGGCUCGGCCUUGCCCUGGGCUCUCUCUUUCCAAGCUGGGGGGCCUGCCGACAACACGCAGCAGGGUUUGGGGGGGGGCGCCCGGCCUGGGCCUGGGGCGGAGGCUGGCUCAAGAGCUCGCUCUCCCCGUGCUGAGCUCUGCUGGCCUGGCACCCACCGGGGGGGUGAACCCACACCCGGCUAUGACCUUGUGUUGCCCCCCCCCGCUUUGCCCCCCCAACCCCAGCUGAUUUCCUUGGCCUCCGGCGGCCCCGGGACGUGACUUGUUUCUGAUUUGUGCCUUCCUGCCACGAGCGCUUGCUAAAGCCCCCCGCCCCGGCGAUGGCGGAGGAGAGAGCUGCCCCCUGCCCACCCACCCACCAGGGGGAGCCGCCCAGGGCGGGCGCAUGGCAGCCCCUGCCUGGGCCCGAGGGCGCCGGGGCUGGCUCCCGUGUCGGCUCCGGCCCCGCGCGCCCCCUGAGCGUGUCCUGGUGAUAUUUCUGUGCUUGUGGGAAACAUUAUUCACGUGUUUGCAGUCGCACCUGUUCCGACUUUUGACAGAAACUCCAAAAUAAAGAGUCUGUGUAAAGACA